AUGGCGAAUGAUAAUAUUAUUAUCAAUGAACUUUUAACAUUUAUUCAAAACAAAGCGGACGUAUUAGACGAACUUACAAUUAUACAGAUAUGUGCAGGUAAUUUUUCGGAACAAGAGAUCGAUAUGGCAAAAAACAUAAUUUUCUCUUCGUGUAGUACAAGCAAACCUAUUACAAGGAAAGGAGACGACAAGAAGAAAAAGAAUGUGCGUGACAUAAUCAAAAUUAUUAAGGAGACGGAUCCCGACGUUCAACCCAUGUUUGUCGCGAGAGACUUGAGUCGCCUACCCCCGGUGACCUUGGACAAUGUGGAUGUUUCACGUCUGCUGAAGGAUAUGUCAAUACUUAGGACUGAAUUGUUGGAAACAAAAAAGGCUUCCGAACCUCCCAACUUAUGUGCGGAAUUCAAAAGUAUAAAGGACGAGUUGGAGGCAUUUAGAAAAGAAUGUCUAACGAAGGCGGAUCUUAGCAAGAUUUUCAAAAAAAUCGAAUAA
Molecule: messenger RNA, 492 nt
Organism: Leptosia nina
Lineage: Eukaryota; Metazoa; Arthropoda; Insecta; Lepidoptera; Pieridae
Source: the annotation of a GenBank genome assembly